Molecule: messenger RNA, 1485 nt
Organism: Plasmodium vinckei vinckei
Lineage: Eukaryota; Apicomplexa; Aconoidasida; Haemosporida; Plasmodiidae
Product: procollagen lysine 5-dioxygenase, putative
Exons: 1
Coding region: 1-1485 (494 amino acids)
Source: RefSeq, a predicted model, not a curated record
AUGGCGACCAUGUGUGAAAAACCCAAAAUAGAUCUUGUCGAAAUACAGGAUAGAAUAAAAAAUGUAAAAUUACAUGUAUUAACAUUUGCGACACAUGAACAAGGAUAUUUCAAAACGUUACAAGAAAGUUGUAAAGAACUAAAUAUAGAUUUAGUAGUAUUAGGAAUGGGUAAUAAAUGGGAAGGGUUUAUAAGUAAAUUAAUAAAUGUAAAAGAAUAUCUUAAAAAAUGUAAUGAUAAAGAUAUAAUAUUAUUUGUAGAUGGGUUUGAUACAAUAUUUGUUCAACCAUCUAAUGUAAUAAUAGAAAGAUAUAUAUUAAAUUAUGACAAUUUAUUUGUUUGUACAAGUGAAAGUGCAUAUUCCUCAAAUAUAUUUUUAUUACGAUUUCUAGAAAAUAUGCAUUUAAUUUUUCAUGAUAGUAUAUUUAAAUAUAAUUAUAAUACAAAAUGGGAUUCUAAUAAUAUUAAAGAUAAAUAUAGUGAGUUUAUUUAUUUUUAUAAAAAUUUAAAUUUAUUAAAUUCAGGGGGAUGGAUAAGUAAUGUCUUUUUGGCUAAACAAAUUUUGCGAUAUAUACCUUCCUUUAUUGAAAACGAUCAAAUAUUUUUAACAAAUUUAUAUUUGGAUUGUGAUUAUUUAGCUAACUUUCCUAAAGAGGGGCCAGAGAAUAAUCAUAAUAAUGACAGUAUUGGUGAAGCACAAAGCGAUAAACCCGAAAAAAAUGAUGACAAGUAUUACAGCAAAAUAAUACUUGAUAACCAUAAUAUAAUAUUUCAUUUAUUUCGAAAGCAAAGUAGCAUAAUGCUCUUAAGCUACGAUGAUUGUGUGAAGUUCUUCCCAUUUAAGCCGCUUUUGAGGAUAUACUAUGAAGGGAAGAAAGUGGAAAAAAAAGGUGAAGAAGAAAAAAGCGACGAUAGUGAACAUAGAAAGAAUGAUAAAAUUUUGAAAAAAAUUCAAACACUUAAAAAUAAUAACAAAAAUAAAAUUGAAUGUUUAAAACAAGAUACAAUUUUAGAUAAUACAUAUGUAGGAAAUACAGAUAGGAAAAUAUGUCAAAUCGAAAAGACAUUUAAUUAUUCUAUAAUUGAUACACAUACGCAUACAUCCCCAUGUAUACUUCAUAUACAUUGUCUUAGAAAUGUAGAUAAUAUUAUAUUAGAUAUGGGUUUGAAAAAUAUAUAUAAUUAUCAUUGGUAUAGUAAUAUAUGGUAUUUAUUUUAUAGUUUAAAAGGAACAAUAAAUUUUGAUUAUUUUAGUUUAUUAUUUUCUACAGUUGUAGCAUUUGUUACUUUUUCUUUAAUUAAUAUAAAAUAUAUAAUAAAAUUAUAUAUAUACAUAAAUAAAAAUAUAUUAAUAAAUUAUAUGCAAAAAAAUGAAUAUUUUGAUAAUAUUUUAUUUUUUUUAAAUGAUAUUGAAAAAUCUUGUUUUAUUUCAUUUAUUUUGGCUUGUUUAUUUUGGAUUUUCUAUGCACUGAAUAAGUCUGUUUGA